AUGCCCCCUCCCAUCCCCAACUGCCCACUUCCACCCUCAACAGCCCCCCUCACACCUCACCUCGACCCAACUUGGUCCCCCACAAAUCAAACUCCCAAUACCACUGCCCCAAACUCUCAAAAUCAUCCCACCCCUGCACACAACCAAUACCCUACCACCCCCCUCCUCCCCCUCCACCCCCACCCCCACCCCACCAGGAAGCGGCUUCCACACCCUCUCCCGAUACGAAACCACCUGCUCCCCCCCCUCGCCGCGCUCAUUAAAAACCUCAAAGAUCCGCCGCGUCCCGUCUCCGCCGGGCGCGCGCCCCUCCAGCCACCGCGCGAACACCUCCCACCCGCCGCGCUGCACGGCCAGGCUGAAUUCUUUCCCAGGCGCUGGGCCCAGGCGGCGGAAGGCGGUUUCGAUGGGGCCGAGGAUGACGUGUUCGAUGGCGAGACGCCGUACGCUUGGGAGAGUUGUUGGGAGUUGGGCGGCGAGGCGGUGGAGGUCGUUGGUGGGAGAGGAGAGGUCUGGAAAGGAGCUGGGGUUCGGGGAAUGGAUGUAACUCUGCCAGAGUCGCUUCAUAGUUUUAUCCCUGAAGACGUGGGGGUUGGUGAAGGUCCAGAGCAGCUCGGCGGAAGUGAUGGCGGCGAGGUGGGUUGGUGGCAUAAGACGGGGGAGGUCGAGAAGCAGAGGGAGGCUGGAGAAGUGGAAUGUGUUGGUGCGAUACAGGAUAUCGGUUCCUUCGCGGUACCUUCGGGAACGUGUCAGCGAAGUAGGGAGUCAUUAAGGAGGUAA
Molecule: messenger RNA, 780 nt
Organism: Chaetomium globosum CBS 148.51
Lineage: Eukaryota; Fungi; Ascomycota; Sordariomycetes; Sordariales; Chaetomiaceae
Exons: 2
Coding region: 1-780 (259 amino acids)
Source: RefSeq, a predicted model, not a curated record